Molecule: messenger RNA, 1437 nt
Organism: Engraulis encrasicolus (European anchovy)
Lineage: Eukaryota; Metazoa; Chordata; Actinopteri; Clupeiformes; Engraulidae
Gene: nr5a1b
Product: nuclear receptor subfamily 5, group A, member 1b
Exons: 6
Coding region: 10-1437 (475 amino acids)
Biological process (GO): hormone-mediated signaling pathway; regulation of transcription by RNA polymerase II; tissue development
Cellular component (GO): RNA polymerase II transcription regulator complex
Molecular function (GO): zinc ion binding; nuclear receptor activity; RNA polymerase II cis-regulatory region sequence-specific DNA binding
Source: RefSeq, a predicted model, not a curated record
CUGGAAGGAAUGGAGUACAAUUACGAUGUUGAUUUGGAAGAGUUGUGCCCCGUUUGUGGAGAUAAGGUAUCUGGGUACCACUAUGGACUACUGACCUGCGAGAGUUGCAAGGGUUUUUUCAAGAGGACGGUGCAGAAUAAUAAACGGUACACUUGUGCAGAAAGCCAGGACUGUAAAAUAGACAAAACACAGAGGAAAAGGUGUCCAUUUUGUCGAUUUCAGAAAUGCCUCAGCGUUGGAAUGCGAUUAGAAGCUGUCCGCGCGGACCGGAUGCGCGGGGGUCGAAACAAAUUUGGCCCCAUGUACAAACGAGACAGGGCUUUAAAGCAACAGAAGAAAGCUUUGAUACGAGCCAGCGGCCUGAAGAUGGAGACCACCCCGCCGUUAGUUUCCCCCACGCAGACGGACUAUAGCUUCACUGGCAGCCUCCAAACGUUGCCGCCCGUCCCUAAAAACAUCUUGCCAGCAGUCACCUCAAACACCACCACACCCACAGACUAUGACCGCAACCUGUACGGCCCCGCAUCGUUAGGCAUGACUAUGCCGUCGCAUGGGCCAUUACUGAGCCAGUACCAGUAUACCUCAUUUCCCAGUCGGGCUAUCAAGUCCGAGUACCCAGAUCACUACACAAGCUCUCCGGAUUCUGUGGUUGGCUACACAUACCCAGAUCAGACGUACCCAACUGGGUCACCUCAGCAGACAGGCGUGCCGCCCUUAAUUCUGGAGUUCUUGCGUUGCGACCCAGACGAGAGCCAGGUGCAGAGCAAGAUUGUGGCCCAUCUCCAGCAGGAGCAAAACAGCCGAGGCAAACACGACAAGCUCAGCACCUUCGGCCUGAUGUGCCACAUGGCGGACCAGACCCUAUUCUCCAUCGUCGAGUGGGCGCGGAGCUGCAUAUUCUUCAAAGAGCUCACGGUUGGGGAUCAGAUGAAGCUGCUUCAUAACUGCUGGAGUGAGCUGCUGGUGCUGGACUACAUCUCCAGACAGGUGCAUCAUGGGAAGGAGGACACCAUGCUGCUGGUCACCGGACAAGAGGUCCAGAUAGCGCACAUCGCGGCGCAGGCGGGCGCCACACUGAGUGGGCUGGUGCAGAGGGGGCAGGAGCUGGUGGGCAAGCUGCAGGCCCUGCAGGUGGACCGCCGAGAGAUCGCCUGCCUCAAGUUCCUCGUCCUCUUCAACCCCGACGUGAAGCUGCUGGAGAGCCAGGCGUUUGUGGAGAACGUGCAGGAGCAGGUCAACGCGGCGCUGCUGGAGUACACGCUGUGCAGCUACCCGCAGUUCCUGGACAAGUUCAGCCAGCUGCUGCUACGUCUGCCCGAGCUGCGGGCGCUCAGCACUCAGGCCGAGGACUACCUCUGCUACAAGCACCUCAGCGGAGAGGUGCCCUGCAACAACCUGCUCAUCGAGAUGCUCCACGCCAAGCGCUCCUGCGUCUGA